This is a messenger RNA of Jatropha curcas, 661 nucleotides long. RefSeq lists its product as uncharacterized. The record is from RefSeq and is a predicted model, not a curated record. NCBI's taxonomy places the organism in Eukaryota, Viridiplantae, Streptophyta, Magnoliopsida, Malpighiales, Euphorbiaceae.
UUCUAAAUGGCUCUCGAACAUCGCGUCGUCAAAGCACGGAAGCUUUGUUUUCGCUUCGCCUUCAAGCCGAAAGAAACAGAGAGAUAUGGGAGGAGCUCAGGCUUUGAAAAGAAUCCCACGCAUCAAGUUUCCAAAGAGACACCCCAAAUCCUCUGGGUCUCAAGAGGCAUCUACCACUGCAAAUGCUGAUGAAACUUUCUUCUCGAGAAUAAAGGCUUCCUCAAUGACUGUUGGAGGGAAAGCUUCUCUUCAACCUAAACGGACUCCUCUCUCCAAUGAGGAGAUUGAUGCAAUCUUGUUGGGUGGCUGCAUCUAAUCUUCUCAUGGAGCUUCAGUAAGGGGAUUGGUCUCCUUUUUUUUCUUUUUUUUUUUUCAUUUUCUUGAAACACCGGAAAUUUUUCUAAUGUUUUUGCUUUAUAUGCAACCUUUUCAGGUUUAUUCAUCAACUAAAUUCUCAAUGUUAAACAAAACAAAAGAUACUGAGAAAAGAAAUUAACUUCCUUUUGUCCAUGUUGUCCUUGGUUGCUGUUUGAUGUUGUAUGAUCUUUACAAACAUAAUUUAUUUCCUUCUUAGUUGGAACCCUCAAAAAACAUAGACAAUGCAUAUGAACAAAGACAUGAAUAAAACAACAAAAUAUAAACAGGAAGUUCAUUGCUGUUC